AUGGCUCCCCCAAAAAAGAACGCUAUUAAGAUGGACUUGACGUCCUUUUUGAACGACGAUUCAUUUGGCGACUCCUGGGCGGACGACCAGGUGGAUCUAAACAACAUCAACCUGCCCAUCCAGAAUGUGGCGGCGUCCAAUACGAUCCCUCUGGAGCAGCUAGGCAGUGCUGCGAUGGGCAAGGGUGGUCAUUUGGACAGCGCCUUAGGGUCAAAGCGCGAACGCGUGGAGUACCCAGUGCCUAAUGCGCCUCCCUACCGUGCGCGUAUCAGCAACCUUCCUUGGGAUGUGUCCGAGGAGGGUGUUCAUGCGUGGACCGAGGAUAUGCUUGAAAGACCUGGCUGCGUGGAAAAAGUAAUUGCUCCUAAAGACCAAGAUUCCGACCGCCUAAAAGGGUGGGCCUUCGUCACUUUCCGCGAGCGCGACGACCUGGUCAAGUCGCUAACGCUGAACGCCACGAAGCUGAAUGACAGGACUGUGUACGUGGCCGUUGCCGCUCCUAAGGACGGGGUCUUCGACGAGUCCAACUGGAAUGGCGCCAGAGGUGCCAACUUCCAAGCCUCUGGCGAAGACCCAGUGGAUCUAGACUGGGGUGCUGUCCGCGGUUCAAACUACCAUCCCUCCGAACGCAAGCCUAGACGCGAGGAUCCUGACUUGGACUGGACCACGAGCAGAGGUUCUAACUUUAGACCAUCUGAACACAAACCAGCACAACAAGAGUCGGAUGUGCCCUGGUCUGUGGCUAAAGGCUACAACUUCCAAUCCUCUGAGCGCAAAGUUAGACAUGAAGAACCAGACAUCGACUGGACUGUUGCUAGAGGUUCCAACUAUCAGUCGCGUGAACGGAAGCCAAGAUCAGAUGAGCCAGAUCUGGAUUGGGGCGCUGCCAAGGGUUCUCACUACCAAGCCGCCAAGAGCAGGCCAAAGCGGAACGGACACGAGCUAAAUUUGGGCGCGGCCCGUUCUGCCAAGGCGGCUCCUCAAGUCGCCCGCAAAUCCACCACGCCAGCUUUGAAGGAGGAUACACCACGCAUCCAGAAGUCUUCGUAUGACAUCUUGAAUGUCGAGUCGGACUCUGAGCACGAUGCCGAAACUAGCGGGCAAAACUCCCAGCCAGAUGACGACGUGGCUCAUCUGGAGAAGGCUGCGCAGAAUUUGACUUUAGAAGAAGAUGGCGAGUGGGAGGUGGUCGGCAAAAAGCAGUGA
This is a messenger RNA of Eremothecium gossypii ATCC 10895, 1206 nucleotides long. It is a transcript of the gene TIF3, whose product is annotated as Tif3p. Lineage: Eukaryota; Fungi; Ascomycota; Saccharomycetes; Saccharomycetales; Saccharomycetaceae. Bases 1 to 1206 code for a protein of 401 amino acids. The transcript has a single exon. Gene Ontology annotation, molecular function: RNA binding. The record is from RefSeq and is marked provisional.